Molecule: messenger RNA, 787 nt
Organism: Humulus lupulus (European hop)
Lineage: Eukaryota; Viridiplantae; Streptophyta; Magnoliopsida; Rosales; Cannabaceae
Exons: 2
Coding region: 81-743 (220 amino acids)
Source: RefSeq, a predicted model, not a curated record
UUGUCUUUCUUUUGAAACUUUCUCAUUUACUCCUUUCAUGAAAAUCUGGUAAAAUCGUCAACAAAAUUCACAGAAGAAUUAUGGCUUUUUCAUGGCGUUGCAGUGAAUCUCAACGCUUCAGCAAAGUAGCCUGUAACAUUGCCCUCGUUGGGCUUGUGGGAGGCCUAUCAACAGUCUUUCUAAUAUGUAUAAUUUCAUUCAGCAACUACGUCGACUCAAAAACUGGCCCACAAACAGAGCCUCUUCUCCUCUAUUUGGAUUCAUUCUCUGUCUCAAACUUCCAUAUUUUCAGGUCGUCUUUUUCGGCCCAAUGGCAGGCCCAAUUAACAUUCCAGAACCGAAACGACAACUUGAAAAUCGUUUUUCGUGGUUUCAAGAUAUUCGUGCACCGCAAAGACAGCGAAGCUCUAACGUGCGCCGUGGUGGAGGAUAUGGAGAUCGAUUCGAAGAAACAUAAAACGGUGCGUAUCGGGUUUGAUACUAGAAGAUCGUGUGGUUUAGAGAACGCUGUGAAUCAGAAUGAGGUAGUGAAAGAGUUGGAGGAAGAUGUUAAGAGCAGUUCACUUGGUUUCAGUUUGAGGAUGAAGAUACCUGCGUUUUAUCGUAUGAGGUUGCUUGGACUUGGAACGACUGUCGUUUUGAGUCCUUUUUGUCCUGAUUUGAAAGUUGUGUUUGUGGCUGUCAAAGGCGUAGGGAACAUGGUUGGCGGCAGGAAUUGCUCAAUUCCUGCGCCUAAGCUAUAGAUUUAGCAAUUUUAUUUUAUUAAAGAUUAAAUUUUAUCAACAAA